Molecule: messenger RNA, 1579 nt
Organism: Beta vulgaris subsp. vulgaris (sugar beet)
Lineage: Eukaryota; Viridiplantae; Streptophyta; Magnoliopsida; Caryophyllales; Amaranthaceae
Product: EID1-like F-box protein 2
Exons: 3
Coding region: 401-1147 (248 amino acids)
Molecular function (GO): protein binding
Source: RefSeq, a predicted model, not a curated record
CUCCUACCUAGUGGUGCAGCGGUGUGUAGCAUCCUUAACGCUUUAUCGUUUUUUCUAUCUUAAUGGCUAAUGCAAUGCCUAUUCACAAAAAAAAAAAAAAAAAAAAAAAAAAAAAAAAAAAUGAAAAGACCCGUCAAAAAGAACCAAAAAGAGAAAAAAAAAAGUCUCUAACCCUAACCCUCGAUUACAAUUUACAUCUCUCACUCUCAAUUCAUUUCUAUCUCAAAGUUGACGAAUUAUCACACACAAUUUCCGAUUUUGUACAUCCAAUUACCUCCUCCUGAUUUGAGGAAACAGAUAUGAAGAGUAAGAGAAUAGGAUUGCGCGCAUAUUGAACAUUUUUUCCGACAACAACCGCGAAUUUGGAUCUUCCCGAAAUUUUAAGGGGGGGUUUGAAGAGAUGCCUUUAUCAAAGCAAUAUCGUUGCAUUCAUUCAGCAAGUUGUGCUUGUACUAAAGGGCAUUUAACGGAAGAUGUGAUCCUCCUUGUUUUCCAACAGUUGAAUUGGAACCCGAAGUUGAUUGCGGCUUUCUCUUGUGCUUGCAAAUGGUUUGAUGAUUUUGCAAAGAGGGUGUUGUGGAAAGAGUUUUGUAGAACGAGAGCGCCAAAGAUGAUGAUUGAUCUGGCGUCUAGUGGUAGUCAUAGUGUUGAUGGGAGCUGGAGGGCACUUGGCAAAUUGCUUAUCUAUUGUUCGGGGUGUACCAAAGGCGGCUUGUUUAAUAACAUUCAUAUCUCUGGUCAUUUUGUGUACAGAACCCGGUUCUCCAGAACAUCGGGGAAAAGUUUUCUUUUGCCACAAUGCAGAUCGGAUGUUUUGUAUGUCUCGGAUCCUUGUGAGCAUCUUGACCAAGGGGAAGAUGGGGACGUUGGGUUUUUUCGUGGCAUUUUUAAGUCCUUUUCAAUGUCCAAGGUUCGUAAGUUGCUGAUCAAAAGAAAUGCACAACUUCACCCAACAGAGGCAUGCCCUUAUUGUAAGGCCAAACUGUGGAGUAUGCAGGAAGCAAAAAUGAUACCGCAGAGUGCCAGUUGUAGGCUGGGAGCUUAUGAAGAUUGCAUUGAGUACUAUGUUUGCCUUAACGGUCACAUGCUUGGGGUCUGCACUCUUUUGCCCUUGUCUGAAUCUGAGGAAGCAUCUGAAUUAGAGUAACGGUUAAUGACAUACAGGCACAUGACAUUGCUCGAAUCCUGAGUUUGUUGGAGACUUGGAAGGAGCUGCUAUGCUCAUUCUAGGUUGCAAAACCGAGGAAUGCUUUAAGACAUCUUGGAUCUGCGUAUCACGGCAAUAACUUUGGGGACAGACACAGGAAAGGAGAUCCUCCUGCCAAUUUACCGGUUCAUUUAUAACUGACAGAAAGAAAAGCCUUCCAUCAUAAGAAUAGUGUAUGAAAUUUGUUUGUACAUUGUAUGGCCCAUAAUGUAUCUCAGAUGCCGCAGAUAUUACCAUCUGCAUCACUUCUAAUUCAGUAUUUUUCUUUGUAUUCAUAGCUGUGUGAAUCUUAUUUGAAGAAUCAUUGACGUCGUCAUUACAUCAUAAAAUUGCCUCCUGUUGUAAGCAAUUCAGUUUACAUUUGUACUUUCA